Messenger RNA from Polistes canadensis, 2041 nucleotides. Its product is annotated as nuclear RNA export factor 1-like. NCBI's taxonomy places the organism in Eukaryota, Metazoa, Arthropoda, Insecta, Hymenoptera, Vespidae. Bases 299 to 1897 code for a protein of 532 amino acids. The transcript has 2 exons. Gene Ontology annotation, biological process: poly(A)+ mRNA export from nucleus. Gene Ontology annotation, molecular function: RNA binding; protein binding. The record is from RefSeq and is a predicted model, not a curated record. Gene Ontology annotation, cellular component: nucleus.
AUAGUAAGUUUUAAAUUCAAAUUAGGAAGUGGCAUCACUGCUACAUAUAACAUGAAAGACUUUGAGAGAUAAUAUUUUAAUAUUCUUUUUGAAUGCAACAAAUAAAUAUCAAGAUUUUUUAUAAUUGUUCACACAUAUAAUUAUUACAAAAAGUUAUAAUUAUGAAUCACGUGAUUACAUAGGUAUUUUUUCACACCAAAUGUAAAAGUGAUUAAUAAUUUGAUAUGUAACUAUUGAACAAACAAUAAUAUAUUGUUAUUAAUGUUAUGUUAUUGAUUUGUCAAUAAAUCAAGUCAAAAUGCAAAGAAAUUUGGGAAUUCCGCAUAGUUACACUUUAGAUUCAUCAAUGGCAAUUAAAUUGGUCAUAGGUCAGAACAACAAUUAUCCAGAACAAAUGCUAAUAGAAAGUCUAAAUAUAUGGCAUGAGUUUAAAAUAAUUAGAGGUGCACAGUACAACAAGGAAGACGUAUUAAAAGCUAUAUUAAAUUCUGUAGAACCGGCAUACUUGUUACCAGUGAAAUAUCAAGUGCGAGGAGAAGAUUCAUAUUUUAUAGCCAGCAAUUGUGGCCCUGCUAUUGAAAGCUUAUGCAGAUCUAGUUUAAUUGUUAAAAAUCCACACGGUAAUCCUCUGAUUUUAACAAUUGUCUUGGGCUUUGCCUCGGUUUCUGAUUUAACCAUUAACAUUCAACCGCUUAUUUUAAAUACUUUGACAAAAAGGUAUGAUUUUAAUAAGAAAUUAUUAGAUUUAGAAGCAUUUCAUAAGGAUGCAGAUUUAUAUAAAACUAUUUACUGUCCUUUGUCGCAUCCAACUAAUUUGGAACACAUAUUAAAAGUUGCUAAAAGUACGGUGGCUGCAAUUGAAUAUAUAAAUUUAAAGCAUAAUGAAUUAUGUAUAUUGGACGCUAUAAAAUGUUUAGACUCAAAUUCUUUGAAAUAUUUAGAUUUAAGAUACAAUAGUUUAUUAAAUAUGAAAGAUCUUGAGAUCUUACAAAAUUUAAUGAUUAGGAAACUUUGGUUAGAUGGUAAUCCACUAUGUGAAAAUUAUUCUAGUGCUAAACAAUAUAUAAACUCUGCGAUGAUAUAUUGCCCGCAUAUAAUUCAGUUGGACGGUGCAGCUGUAUAUAAUUCUACUUUUCCAAUAACGCAUUAUGAGUACUUCAAGAAUGGUUCAAGACGUGAACUUGUAUAUCAAUUCAUUAGACAUUAUUUUAAUUUAUUUGAUCAAGAAGAUAGAAAGAUUUUAAGAGGAUUGUAUGAUAAACACGCACUUUACUCUUUAAGUUGCAAUAUUCCAUUUUCUAUUGCUCAUAAGAAAAAUUUAGUGCAAUAUACUAAAAGUAGAAAUCUUUUAAAAGUAACAAAUUCAAAUAAAAGGCGUAAAUUUUUAUACUAUGGAGAAACUGAUAUAUUGAAUACUAUCAACGCAUUACCAAGAACUUGUCAUUACCAAAACUCAUUUCAAUAUGAUCUGAUGUACGAUGAUAAUGAACGUUUAAUGAUAUGUGUUACCGGAUUAUUUAUGAAUAAAAAUAGCAAUAAUCAAAUACUAUCGUUCAAUAGAACUUUUGUUUUAUGGACUGGUCCUGAUAACGAAUAUACUAUUAUAAAUGAUCAGUCAUGCAUUAACGAUACUCCAGAAAACGAAACUUUAAUUAAUACAAUUAUUGCAUUAAAUGAUACAGAUAGUACUUCACAUGACAAGGAUUUUGUACCAGAAUGUUUUAGCCCAAAAGAGAGAUAUGAACUAAUAACAGAAUUAGAACAAAUAAGUAAAUUAAAGAAAGAGUGGUGUCAAACGUAUUUGUAUAAGACACACUGGAAUUUGCGACAAAGUAUUCAAACUUUUAUGAGAGAUUUUAAAAACAACACUCUACCGCCAGAAGCUUUUAAUAUUUAAAAUAUAAAUUCUCGCUACAUGAAAAACACAUAUAUUUGUAAAUUUUGUAUAUAAAAACAAUUCUCUGUGCUUUUAUAUCAUUCUUUAUUAAUUUGUAAAAGAAUAUUUUUCUAAAUCUCAAAUUAAAUGUUAUUUUUCAUAUUA